Messenger RNA from Salvelinus fontinalis (brook trout), 6395 nucleotides. RefSeq names its product pro-neuregulin-1, membrane-bound isoform-like. Bases 890 to 3037 code for a protein of 715 amino acids. The record is from RefSeq and is a predicted model, not a curated record. Gene Ontology annotation, molecular function: protein tyrosine kinase activator activity; chemorepellent activity. The transcript has 8 exons. Lineage: Eukaryota; Metazoa; Chordata; Actinopteri; Salmoniformes; Salmonidae. Gene Ontology annotation, biological process: animal organ development; intracellular signal transduction; nervous system development.
UCUAGUCAGAGGUUGAGAGAGAGAGCGAGGAAGAGAGAGGCCAGAGCCGUCUGCUUGCCUGUGAUUUGUUGCUAUUCCUCAUAAUUGGAUCAAGUACGAACUUGUUCAGCUGUAUGCUUUGUGUUCGGACUGGGAGCAGCCUGGGAAGAGUGCGUGGACAUACCAAACAGAGCGAGACCGAGUGAGUGGGAGAGAGAGAAAAAGAGAGAGAGAGGCUAAAGGGGAGAGGAGGGGUGUGGAGAGGAAGAAAAGGGGAAUAUCCUGACUUGGCAAUCCUUCCGCAUUGUGCGUCUCUCUCUCUCUCUCUCCGCUAAUGAUCUGUUUCUCUGGACCUGCUGAGAUGAUUCCUCCCCUCUCGGCUGCUGCUUGAACACCACAGACAGACAGCAUGUCACUCCUGCCACCGCAGUGCCUGCUUGAUCUGUCCCAGCCGCUAGAGCCGCAUCCUGCCCGUAGCGUUUACACAGCAGCUGGCUCCACUCUUCAAGUCCUCAGUUGAGUGAGCGCCUACUGAUUCCACCCAGCGAACUGCACUGAACUCAACUGGAUCAUGUCUUCUGGGCUACUUUUGUUGUGCGUCUAAGCUGAGCUGAAUCUGAUGCUUCUAUUUCGGGACUUGUUUUGUGAACACAUUUCCCAUGAGAAUGCUGAGAGAGUGAACCUGUGAAGAUAUCUUUCUCCCUGUCACGUAAGUCUUAUCGGUUUAUCUACCAGACGUUAACAAGGUAAACCCCGCAAGGCUCUGAAAAGCAUCCUCCUUCAUCUCACCCAACCCCCACCAUGGUGAUCUGAUAAUGGACAACACACUUUACAGUACCCGCCGCAGCCAGCUGCUGUGUGCUUUGAGUUGAGUCCAGAGAUCCUUCUGUCUGAGAGAGAGAGAGGGAGGAUGGCGGAGAGUGUGGAGGCGGAGGACUCCUCCGCCGGGCUGGUUGUCCCUCUCGGAUCAGCGUCCCUUACCCACUCCUGCACCGAUCCUAGACGAGCCCCAGAGAAGGCGCCGGAGGGGGCUGCGGCAGGUGGAGAGGGCGGGGAAGAGGGCACCGAGGGAGGCGGUGACAAUUGCGAUGGAGGUCAAGCCGGGCCCCUGGGAUUAUUGGGCUUGGCAGGGACCUGCUGCGUGUGCAUAGAGAUGGAACAGGUGCGCAGUUGCCUGCGCUCGGAGAAGAUCUGCAUCCUCCCCAUCCUGGCCUGCCUGCUCAGCCUGGCCCUCUGCACUGCCGGCCUCAAGUGGGUCUUUGUGGACAAAAUCUUUGAGUAUGAGCCGCCCACCCACCUGGACCCUGAUCGCAUGGAACAAAACCCCUUCAUCAUCAUUUCUGACCCCACACAGGAUCUGCCAGUGUCAUUUCCCCACCCCUCCCUUGUCCCAAUGCCGACGACCACCACCACAGGACAACCUGAGGUCAUAGUAGAGGGGAAACCCACCAGAGGACCCUUUGUACCCCAGUCCCCCAGAGUGACUCAGUACACCCCUACUUCUGCAUUGACGUACCGCACAGACCCGCCCACGCAACCUGGACCCCCUAACACCCCAAAACCAGUGAACAAGGGGACACCAAACCCCUACACCCAAACUACUGUGGAAUCUAAUGACGUUAUUCUCCCUAAAUUCUCUGCCACCAGCACCACCGCUGUGGUGAAGACCUCCAGCCACAUGACGCGCUGUCGUGACAGCCAGAAAAACUACUGCGUAAAUGGCGGGGAGUGCUUCACCCUGGACAUCACCCCUGGCAGGUCCAAGUUCCUCUGCAGGUGUCCAAAUGAAUUUACUGGUGAUCGCUGUCAAAACUACGUAAUGGCCAGCUUCUACAAAGCUGAGGAGCUGUAUCAGAAACGUGUAUUAACAAUAACAGGAAUCUGCAUUGCACUCCUAGUGGUUGGAAUCAUGUGUGUGGUUGCCUACUGCAAAACAAAAAAGCAGAGGAAAAAGCUCCAUCAUCUUCUGAGGCAGAGCCUACGAAAUGAGAGAAACACCAUGGCUAGUAUGGCUAAUGGACCUCCGAUUUAUAACCCUUCCCUUGAAAACGUCCAGUUUGUCAAUCAUCUACUCGUGAAGGAAACGGAAAUGCCUUUCUCCACGAGCCAGUACACAUCAUCAGUGCAUCAAUCCACAACGGUCACCCACACCUCCAGUCAAAGCUGGAGCAACUGCCGCAGCGAGUGUGCCUUCUCUCACAGCUGCUCUGUCUUGGUGAUGUCAUCAACGGAGAACAGCCGGCACGCCACGCCCAUCCACCGGGGUCGUUUGGACGCCACGGGCGGCGCCAGAGACCUGAAGAACACCCGAGACACGCCAGACUCCUCCAGGGACUCACCGUUCAGAGACAGGUAUGUAUCAGCAAUGACCACCCCAACACGCCUGUCUCCUGUGGAGUUGCUCUCUCCCGUGACCCCGGCCUCCCCUCCUUCUGAGAUCUCGGCCCCACUGUCCAGCUUGGCCACCUCAGUCCCCUCGGUGGCAGUCAGCCCCUCUGGCGAAGAGGAGCACCCCCUGCUGUUCACCACCACGCUGUGGCCCCGUGACAAGCCGCCGCGCCCCGACCACCACCACAGCCAGUCCAAAAGGAACUCUGCCCACUACAAUUAUGGCCACAAGGCCCACAGCCCCCCGCCCAGCCCGCUGAGGAUUGUCGAGAACGACAAAUGCGAGACCACGCAGGAGUACGAGGCAGUCGCCGCCACGGUUGUGGUACCAACCUUCCCCCCGCAAAGCCUACCGAAAAAACUCACAAACAGCAACAAUGGCCGCCGUGCCAAUAGCACAAAGCUCAACGGCCACACAACGGGCCACGAAACGGAGUCCAACGAGCGAGUCAGCAGUACGGCGAGGAGCAGCUCGGAGAGCGACAUGGAGGAGUCCUAUUGCGUGGGAGAGGACACGCCCUUCCUGAGCUUACAGGAUUCCAUGGCUGCGGGUGUGGAGCCGCUCACAGACAUUUGCAGAACUUACCCAGCACUCCGACUCUCCCCGCAGGAUGACCUGCAAGCCAGGUUAUCCAGCAUCAUCGCCAACCAAGAUCCAAUUGCUGUAUAAUGUCAAAAAUUUAAAAUAUCGCUUAGAAAAAUACUUAUGUCAGAUUCAAAAAUAAAUAAGUCACUACUCAACUUUUAUUUUCUAUAAAUUAAAUAUUUGCACAAAAAAAAAGAAAACAUUUAUUUUAGCGAAGUAGUGAAUAAAGUAUUUUAUAAAUAAAUAGAAAUGUGUACAAACAUGCUCAUGUCAUGAAAGAAAGUGCCAUACAAUACUAUAUACCAAUGGUUCAGAGUAUUUCAAUGGAGAAAGAUAUCAAUGGUGCCUUUAAUUUCCAUUUGGUGUGCUUAAGGGAACUGCAUCACGACUCUGGUCCAUAUAUUCAUCAUUUCCAUCUCGCUGUUGGCAUUUCUACCUGACCCUUAAAACAAAAGAAACCACCAGCACUAUGCAUUACCUAAAAUGACCUGUAUGAACUACUCACUGUAAGCUCAAUACACUGGUGUUCUACUGAAUCUGCGGUGUUGCUUAUGUGUUCAAGUGCAUGUCAUUUCUCCUCAUUCACAGUAAUGCAGUCAUAGCCUACUAAACAAGGUGCAUACAACAAAGUAUUUAGUGUUUACCUAACACAGCACCAAAAUAUUAUACAGGAUUUCAAGAUUUCCCCCCACUCACUUUUGGUUGACUCAAAUGGUCAAAUAAAAUUGGAUUUGUAUUUUUUUAUGCUUUUCUUGGCCCGUUAGCUAAUAACACAUUCAUUACCAAGUCAAUCACCUAGGAAGAAUGUUGAAUGUGUAAUCUGACUAACAUGAUGAAAUAUUUGUAUGAACAUAACAAGAUUCAACAACUGAGACACAAACUGAACAAGUUCUACAGACAUGUGACUAACAGAAAUGGAAUAAUGUGUCCCUGAACAAAGGGGGGGGGGGGGGGGAUCAAAAGCUGCAUUAAGUACUGCAGUGGAUCUCCUCCUCAUGGACUGCACCAGAUUUGCCAGUUCUUGCUGUGAGAUGUUACCAACACUCUUCCACCAAGGCACCUGCAAGUUCCUGGACAAUUCUGGGGGGAAUGGCCCUAGCCCUCACCCUCCGAUCCAACAGGUCCCAGACGUGCUCAAUGGGAUUGAGGAGGGUCAUGUCAGGGUGAGCCUGCAGGAAGGGUACCACAUGAGGGAGGAGGAUGUCUUCCCUGUAACGCACAGCAUUGAGAUUGCCUGCAAUGACAACUUCUCAGUCCGAUGGUGCUGUGACACACCGGCCCAGACCAUGACGGACCCUCCACCUCCAAAUCUAUCCCGCUCCAGUGUACAGGUCUCGGUGUAACGCUCAUUCCUUUGACGAUAAACGCAAAUCCAACCAUCACCCUUGGUGAGACAAAACCGCGACUCGUCAGUGAAGAGCACUUUUGGCAGUCCUGUCUGGUCCAGCGACGGUGGGUUUGUGCCCAUAGGCGACGUUGUUGCCGGUGAUGUCUGGUGAGGACCUGCCUUACAACAGGCCUACAAGCUCUCAGUCCAGCCUCUCUCAGCCUAUUGUGGACAGUCUGAGCACUGAUGGGGGGAUUGUGCAUUCCUGGUGUAAUUUGGGCAGUUGUUGUUGCCAUCCUGUACCUGUCCCGCAGGUGUGAUGUUCGGAUGUACCGAUCCUGUGCAGGUGUUGUUACACGUGGUCUGCCACUGCAAGGACGAUCAGCUGUCCAUCCUGUCUCCCUGUAGCGCUGUCUUAGGCGUCUCACAGUACGGACAUUGCAAUUUAUUGCCCUGGCCACAUCUGCAGUCCUCAUGCCUCCUUGCAGCAUGCUUAAGGCACGUUCAUGCAGAUGAGCAGGGACCCUGGGCAUCUUUCUUUUGGUGUUUUUCAGAGUCAGUAGAAAGGCCUCUUUAGUGUCCUAAGUUUUCAUAACUGUGACCUUAAUUGCCUACCAUCUGUAAGCUGCUUGUGUCUUAACAACCGUUCCACAGGUGCAUGUUCAUUCACUGUUUAUGGUUCAUUGAACAAGCAUGGGAAACAGUGUUUAAACCCUUUACAAUGAAGAUCUGUGAAGUUAUUUGGAGUUUUACGAAUUAUCUUUGAAAGACAGGGUCCUGAAAAAGGGACAUUUAUUUUUUUGCUGAGUUUAGAAGAAUUCAUAAAAUGGGUAACGGUUAGUAUCUUGGGAUAUUUACUGAAUGCACUAUGUAUAUCCUUGCCAUUAUUCUGUGUGUUGCGUUCUUUAUAAUAGAUGUAUUUAGUAAUCUCUGGUUAAGCAAUACUAGCAGUACGAUUCUUGCUCUCACUAUAGUCACAUCUCAUGACUUGCAAGUCCAAAUUGUAGAGAUAUGUACUGAAUGAAUGAUUGAAUAUAUGACUCAGUCUUUCAAAAACACAUCUGUGGGUAGUGCAUUCUGGGGAUCAAAGAUAAAGCACCAAUAUGAAAAAAGGUACAUAGCGAAAGCUUUUUCAUAUGUUUCAAUUGUGUUUUAGUAUGCUCGUCAAUUUCUGCAUUUUUGUCCUUCUAAACAUUGUUGAUAAUGUAAACAUUUUAGAUGUUACAUUAUCCAAUCUGUUCUUUUGUGUGAAUACAGUACAUAUUUGUUUUCAACUGUCCGCCUUUGUGUUAUCUCUGUGUAAUAUCAUCGACUUUAACAUAUUUUAUUACAUCAUAUUUAUGAUAUAUCGCAAGGAUACAUUUAGGAGUCAUGCUAGACAGGAACCACAUGAGAUAUGGGUCGAAUGAGUAUGCAUGGCCUGCCGAAGACAGAAUAAUUUAUCACUAUAAUGAAUAGGUAACUAGACAAAUUUUCUUUACUACAUGAUCACUUUUGGGACUUCAUAACCAACCCGUAAAGAUUCAUAGUUUCCAAAUGGUAAUUUCCUCUUAACAAUCGACAGUCUUCAAUCUGCUUGUCGCCAGCAUUAGCAUGACACUAUGGUUUGAAGGCUUCCCCUCCCCCUUAAUUAUAUGUUUGUAAUGAUGAUGAUACAUUUCAGAUUGGGCCAACAGAUUUCUAUUUAUUUAUAUUAUUUAUUUAGUUUUUAUUUAUUUAGUGGUUCUUAUUCUAUCUUUUAAUUACAGAUUACAUAUUUUAAUCAGUGUUUUAUAUAUUUAGUUGGUAUAUAUUUGAAAAGUGUGGAAAUGUUAUAUUUUGAAACCAUUGUGUUUCUCUGUCCCCAUUAUAUAUGUUGUCUUCAAUAUAGGGUCAAACGUCUGUUUGCCUUUAAGCAUUGAUACCGCUAUGUUAUUCAACAUAAAUGAAUUCAAAUUAAAAAAGGCACAAGUACUUUGAGUGUACAUACACACUGAUGAUUAGCUACGUGGCUAGAAACCAGAACAAAGUCUCCCGUCAAUCACAUCUUGAUAUACCCCUUGAUGAAUUGCUUUCAAUUUAUGUAAACACCAUGAAAAUCUUAAGUACUUUUUCAAAAUAAAAAUAUUAAACCAA